AUGUUGACCUUGAGACCGAGCGUCGUCGCAGGAUGCUCGAGUGAUUACAGCAUGUUGCUGAAGUUGUACCCCCUAGGCCUCUGCCGCCUCCAACCUCAUCAAACACAGCAGCAGCGGGGUACCAUCUACUCCAACUCCGGCCUCUGUGGCCCUCCUUGUUGUGGCCAGUCACUCCUUCGCAAAAUCCUGGCUGUCACAGAUAACAACACCCCACCACCAUUGAUUGUCUCUCCUCGUUCCUCCCUUGCGCCCGGUCCAGGCGGACGCAACAAGGUCUCCGAACUCGGCAAAGGCGCCGGCCGUACCAAGCUCUUCUAUCUUGCUAACUCCAUCAAUCCUGCCGAGCUGGCCGACAACCAUCCUGUCAGGAAAGACGACCUUGUCAUUGUCGAGGCUGAUCUCGGCAAGUUUGUACGCGACCAUGUCUUGAUCAAGCAGGUCGUCAAGUUCCAGACCCGGCAGCAGGAACUACUUCAAGACCUGCCGACCAACGGUAUCACCCCACUUUGGGCCCCGCUGCUGGAAUCCUUGACCAUGCUAUUGUCACUGCAACCGCUCUCUCCCGAGUCCCACCAAUACAUAACAGGCCGUUGA
Messenger RNA from Puccinia triticina, 594 nucleotides. RefSeq lists its product as uncharacterized. The transcript has 2 exons. Lineage: Eukaryota; Fungi; Basidiomycota; Pucciniomycetes; Pucciniales; Pucciniaceae. The coding region runs from base 1 to 594 and encodes 197 amino acids. The record is from RefSeq and is a predicted model, not a curated record.